AUGAUAAUAUCCAACGGAUGGCUAACCCUGUUCAAUCCGGUCCACCAGAUCCGAAUCAACAGCUUCCUGCAACGGCCACGGGUGUGGGACCGGCCCAUCCUGAUCCAGCUCCGGCCCUCCACCUACCGGGCCUACCGGCAGGUCUGGCAGCGGCUGAUCUGCUUCGCCUACCGCACCAGCCGCCCCAAUGCAGCCGUGCAGCUCGGCCACCAGCUCACCACUGCACAGCUGGCGGCCCUGGACCGGAUGGAGACGGCGGCAGCGGAGCUGCUGUCAUUGCCCUCGCCACCACUCUGCACACCCGGGCCCGGGGCGGCGGAUCAUCCACCAUGGACCACAGGAGGGGGCCCAUGGGUCGUCAUCCAGACGCCCCGUGGGGGGGAUCGGGAUCGGGACCCGGAGGGGGACCGGAGGACCGAGCGGCGCCAUGCAGCAUAUGAGCAACUGGACCAUGCCUGCCUGGACCUGUCCAUCGCGCUGCUGGACCACCCACUGAAAGGGGAUCUCUUUGAGAGUGCGGUGGUGGCCUUCCUGGCAGUGUUGGGGGUGGAUGUGGAGAAACAGACCUUCCGGGACCCCUACGCGUUCACCAGCUCCCUGUCCGGGCUGAUCAAGAUGGCCCAGAUGCUGGUGGCGCAGCGCGCGGUGCAGAUGGCGGACCAUGGUCAGGUUGAGCACCCGGCAGAUGCCCUGGAGGCCAUGCGGGAGCGGUUCCUCCUCCCGGGGGUGGCUGCCCCCUUCAACUGGCUCACACGGGCUGCGCACGUUUGGCAAGCGCAUCCAGAACACCACCACCAGUCUGGGAUAUAUCUACUGGAGCGAUGA
Aspergillus chevalieri is the source of this 825-nucleotide messenger RNA. RefSeq lists its product as uncharacterized. The transcript has a single exon. NCBI's taxonomy places the organism in Eukaryota, Fungi, Ascomycota, Eurotiomycetes, Eurotiales, Aspergillaceae. The coding region runs from base 1 to 825 and encodes 274 amino acids. The record is from RefSeq and is a predicted model, not a curated record.